AUGUUCAUCAAACCGUCGGCAAUUUUAAAAACCGAUUGUAAAAUCGAUAACACUUUAGACAACAUACUUGGACAAUUGCUAUAUUUGGAUUCUAGAAGAACCACGAUUUUGAUGUCAAAAUUUUUUUAUGAAAAUCCUGGAUUAAGUGAUAUAAUCGGGAGGAAGAAGAUGGCGAUUGUGACGCAGACAACGAAUUACCAGUUAACUGAUGAAGAUUGGCGAUUCUUUGGGAUGUAUACAACUGUAGAUUUCUUGCUGAAUUUGGACUUCAUGGAGCAGUUGGAUGUGGAAGAUAAGAUUACUCUUCUCAAAAUCUUCGCCGCUAAAGCCACUAUGCUGUUCACCUCGUUGAGAACCAUGCGUGGGAAAAAUGAAAAAUUAAUCACGCCAGGUGGCCAUGAAAUCUUACCUGAUGCUUUGAGCGAAUUUUUCGAUGUCUCGCUAGAAUUUCUACGCGAAAUUCGAAGUCUUCUGGUUAACAAGAUCAUUGAACUGAACAUCACUACUGAAAAAUUGCUACUCGUCACUGUUAUACUUUUUUUUGAUCCUGCCAUCUGCACUCUAUCUGGAGGUUGUGCAACUAUCGUCACUUCCAAACAAGGAGCCUAUACAUCUGCUUUAUUCCAAUAA
Caenorhabditis briggsae is the source of this 630-nucleotide messenger RNA. The transcript is spliced from 5 exons. NCBI's taxonomy places the organism in Eukaryota, Metazoa, Nematoda, Chromadorea, Rhabditida, Rhabditidae. The coding region runs from base 1 to 630 and encodes 209 amino acids. The record is from RefSeq and is a predicted model, not a curated record.